UUGUCAGGUGAUGGGAUGAGUGGUAUAAAUAAGUGGACAUUUGACCAAGUCUUCACUGCAGUCUUCCAUCUACAGACAGCAACAGACAUCAUGAAAUUUAUUAUUCUUUCCGCUCUCGUCGUCUGCGCUUUCGCAACAGACGCACACCUGUCAUCUGAUGGCAUCAAUUACAACUUCGGCUACAAGACCGGUGAUGCAGGCCUUCAUACCCGUUCCGAAUCAGGCACUGCUGGUGCUGUAAGUGGACAGUACAGCUACGUAGACCCCAACGGCCACCUGAGACAAGUGACCUACACCGCCGAUGCUUCAGGUUUCCACCCCUCAGGCGACAUUGGUCCAGAUAAGAAAACUCUUGCCGAUGCCGCUGCCAUCGCCGCUCUCGCACCAAAAGCACCAGAACCAUUGAAACAUCACUACUUGGGUUACCCAUUCCACCACCCAUAUGGUGCUUACUACCAUCACCCAAAUGCUUACUUCCACGGAGUUCCCAACGCUUACUCCUACGGUUACCACUUUUAAAACACUUUAAUAUGCUUUUUGGGUUUUAAUGUUAUUGGGUGAAGGGUCUUGCAUUUUCCAAAAAAAAAAUGAUGUCUGUAAAGAAACGCCUUGAUUCUGGAGUAAAAUAAAAGAUAUAUAUAUA
This is a messenger RNA of Centruroides sculpturatus (bark scorpion), 643 nucleotides long. RefSeq names its product adult-specific rigid cuticular protein 11.9-like. The record is from RefSeq and is a predicted model, not a curated record. Lineage: Eukaryota; Metazoa; Arthropoda; Arachnida; Scorpiones; Buthidae. Gene Ontology annotation, cellular component: chitin-based extracellular matrix. The transcript is spliced from 2 exons. Gene Ontology annotation, molecular function: structural constituent of chitin-based larval cuticle. The coding region runs from base 16 to 519 and encodes 167 amino acids.